AUGAAGAGUAUUCAAAGAGAAUCAAAUGACUUUUCAUCGUUUCUAACAGCAAAUGCUAGUUUAGCUGUGAUUGUUGAUCAAGAAUAUAUAAACAGUAAAGAAAAUAAUAUCUUACAUUUAGUUAAAAAACAUGCUGAAGAUACUGUACGCGAUAAUUUAAAAUAUGGCGGCUUAAAUAUUCGCUAUUUUAGUUGGGGCUCAGUACGUUUAAAAAAAGAUUUUAUUGCUGCUAUUACUGUAUCAGAUUGUCAAAAAACAUGGUCCUUCUUUGAAUCCGCUGAAAUUAAUUCAAUAUUAUUAUUAGCUGUAACUGAAGUUGAUUGCCCUCGUUUACCAAUUGAUCAAGCUUUAAUGAUUCCAUUAACAACAAGAGGUAUAGAUAUCGCUCAAAUGAUUUUAGAUAUUAAAACACAGAGGAUAUUAAAAUGGAAAUCAGCAGCUCUGAUAUAUGAUGAAUCAAUUGAAGACGAAACUUCAUAUGUUAUAGCAUCCUUAGUUCAUGAACAUCCAAAGAAUCGAUUGAGUCCAAUAUCUAUUUUUAUUAAUAAAGCGAGCAAUAAAAAAGAGGAGCGAGAAAUGUCAAUAGAACAGCUUUUAAAAAAAUAUACAGUUUUUAAAUAUAACAAAUUUGUUGUGUUCACAUCUUAUGCAGAUCUAGUAAUUAACGCUGCUUCAAAAUUAAAAAUGUUUACCAGUUUCAAUCAAUGGUUAUUUCUCCUACCAGCCCGUUCAGAUAUCAAAUACAACGUUUAUACUCUAGUACAAAACAUAAGUGAAGGUGCAAAUGUUGCUUUCGCCAGUAACAAUACUAAAGAUAAAUGUCAGGAAUCUAUUUUUUGUACAAUAACGGAGCUUCUUACUGGAUUUGUUAAAUCUCUUGCUAAAAUAAUAAGCGAAGAAAGUGCUUUGUAUGGGCAAAUAUCAGAUGAGGAAUGGGAAGCCAUAAGAUUGACAAAAGGUGAACGACAAAGAGAAAUGUUACGUUUCAUCAGAAAUUACUUAAUUACAUCUAGUAAGUGUGCAGGCUGUUCGGAAUGGAUUUUUCAUUCAGUUUCAUCAUGGGGCUCUGGCUAUCUAGCCAAGAAGUUAGGAUUAAAUGCUUCUCAAAAUUUCGGCUUAAUAAAAGCAGCUAUUUGGAAUUCCAUGUUCGGAUUCCAUAUUAGAGAUACUAUUUUUCCUCAUGUUGAACAUAAAUUUCGAAACAUUUCCGUGAAUAUUCUGACCCAUAACAAUCCACCAUGGCAAAUUAUUUCAAAAAAUCAGGAUGGAACGCUAGAUAUACCAAAAUCAGCAGGAAUUGUUAUGGAAAUAAUAAAGGAGUUAAGCUUAAAGUUAAAUUUUUCAUAUGAUAUUCAUGAAAUUCCGAGUAUAGAAGUCAACCAAAAUGAUGAGGAAAAUCGUUUACCAGGUUCUAUUACAAAUAUAGUACCAUCAAAUUUGCCUGUCAUGCUUGAUGCAACUAACUUUUUAUUUGUGGCGGUUGCGACUACUAUAAAAGAACUUGAAAAUAACAAUUUUAAUUUUACAAUUCCAAUUAGUGUGCAACAGUAUUCUUUCUUAAUACGAAAGCCGGAUGAAAUUAGCCGUAUUUACUUGUUUACAGCACCAUUUACAACACUAGUAUGGGUCGGAUUAAUUUGUUCAGUGAUAAUAACAGCACCAAUUUUAUUUGUGGUUAAUGAACACGGCGCUUUGGACAGUUUGAAAACGAAAGGUUUACAAAAAAUGAAAAAUUGCUUUUGGUACAUUUAUGGAGCUCUCUUACAACAAGGUGGACUUUAUUUACCAAAAGCAGAUAGCGGUCGGCUCAUUAUUGGAAUUUGGUGGAUUGCAGUUAUUGUUCUCAUAACAACAUAUUGCGGAAAUUUAGUUGCUUUUUUGACAUUUCCUAAAUUUGAAAAGGGUUUAACGAACAUUAAUGAAGUUUUAGAAAAUUCUGAUGUUAAAACCUAUGGACUUCGAAAAGAUACAUUUUUUGAGAUUUAUUCAAAGGAUUCUACAAGAGAAGAUUUUAAAAAAUUUGUUGAACGAGCUACAAUAUAUAAUGAUCAAAUAUCAGAAAAUGUUGCUUCUGUUCAAGAUGGACAGCGUGUUAAUAUAGAUUGGAAAACCAAUUUACAAAUGACAAUUCAAAAUCAUUUUACGAAACAAAAAGUUUGUACUUUUGUCUUAGCACCUCAAAGUUUCCUCGAUGAACAAAUCGGACUAAUUAUGCCUAGAGACAGUCCUUAUUUGGACUUAUUUAAUGAAGAAUUGAAACGAUUACUUCAAAUGGGAUUUAUUCAAAGAUGGCAUGAAAAAUAUCUACCUCCACCUGAUAAAUGUAAUUUAAGAAGUUUAUCAAGGCAAAUAGUAAAUCAUAAAGUUGAUCUUAAGGAUAUGCAAGGAUGUUUUGCAUUAAUGUUUUUGGGUAAUAUUAAAGCAGCUUAA
This is a messenger RNA of Condylostylus longicornis, 2430 nucleotides long. It is a transcript of the gene Ir93a, whose product is annotated as ionotropic receptor 93a. Lineage: Eukaryota; Metazoa; Arthropoda; Insecta; Diptera; Dolichopodidae. The record is from RefSeq and is a predicted model, not a curated record. The transcript is spliced from 17 exons. Gene Ontology annotation, molecular function: ligand-gated monoatomic ion channel activity. Gene Ontology annotation, cellular component: membrane. The coding region runs from base 1 to 2430 and encodes 809 amino acids.